This is a messenger RNA of Trametes versicolor FP-101664 SS1, 1512 nucleotides long. RefSeq lists its product as uncharacterized. Lineage: Eukaryota; Fungi; Basidiomycota; Agaricomycetes; Polyporales; Polyporaceae. The annotation marks the transcript as partial. The transcript is spliced from 6 exons. The record is from RefSeq and is a predicted model, not a curated record.
CUGCAGAGCUUGCGGAACGGCAUCAGCUCACUUGCUGAGAGCCUCCCGGGGCUCAUCAAGGCGUUGGAUGAGGUUGCGAAGAUUCAUCCGUUCAUUGCAGUUGCGGUGGGCGCGUUUAAGGUAGUCGUCGAGCUCGACGUGAAGCGGCGCGACAAUGACAAGAAGAUCAGUGUCCUGUUCUUGGAGAUGAAGGACAUGAUGUCCGUCCUCCUUGAGUGCACCCCAGGCGCAGACGGCACGCCGAUCAAGGCACGCAUGCAGGCGCUCGUGCAGCGCACCGCGGACGACAUCAAGGACUGCGCGAACGCGUGCGACGCAUACGCAAAGAAGCGGCUGCUCGUCAAGGUCAUCAAGAGCGCGAUGUGGGACGACAAGCUGAAGGCGUACGUGGCGCUCUUCGCGGACCGCCGCAAGGCGUUCACGUUCGCGCUCGAGAUGCACGUCGGGCGCACGGUCGACGACGUGAACCGCAUGGUAGCGGCGAUGGACGCCAAGCUCGACGGGGUCCUGGACAUGUUCGCGGCGCUCGUGUCUCCGGAGCAGCGGCAGCUCGGGGAGAUCGUACGCAGUCGAGGGGGGCCUGCGGCUGUCGUGGCGGACGACCACACGUUGGAGGAUUUGAUGCGGGCGAAGGUGUCGAAUGACGGCCAUGAAGUUGGAGGGCCUGAGCACGCCCGGCAGCAGUCGGAUAGCCUCGACGCAUUGAAGGCAGACCUGUUUGACAGUCCCGAGUCUGCGGUGCGGAGGAACUUUGAGCUGUUCCAGCGCAAGUUCGCGAUGCAGCAGCGCGAGCUUGCGGACGAGACGCACGGCGUCAUCGUGCAUGAGAGCGAUAGAGUCAUCGAUGCGGUCUUAUCUGGGCCUCAUGACAAGAUCAAGGACCGGCGAUGGCGUGGCCAUGUGAAGGCCCGCCACUUCAUACUCGCACUCCGCGACUACUGGUUCCAAAAGGUUGAAGACUGGAAGAGAGGCGAAAGCACAGAUUCGCGCAUCUCAGAGAUAGACCAGGGAUUUUUGGAGAUCCUUGACGUCAGUCGGCUGCAGGCGAUCACAGAGGCGUUCGACGAGGAUGCCUCGGGCCUGAUCACCGUCGCCGAGGUGAACCAGUUCACGUCUUCUCGCCCACAGAACUACACGAUUGCCGGAUGGCUUGGAUAUUGGGCAAUAGGAUGGCAGCUCACUACGACCACGUACAUAAACCACAUCGUCGACAUUUUCGCGAAGAUGUUCGCCCUCCUGCCGCACCUCCGCCCGGAGAACAAGAAGUACGCCUAUGAGUACCUCGACAAAGUGUGGAGAUCAAUAGCCACGCUGAACGCCGCGUUCAACGGCGGUGUUGGCCCGGACGUACUGUACAAGACGUUCCAGAGCUAUGUCGACGUGGAGGAACAACGUCUGAAGCAGAGUCUGGACACAAUAAAGUACAACAUCGACGCCAUGGACACGCUACGCCUCAUCACGGGUCCUGGGAGAAUAGAGAAGGCAAGCCCAACACUUGAAGUACUGUCAUAA